GGAGGAGCAAAGAUGGCGCUUGCAAAUCUUGCGUUCCUGUUGUUUUGUUUAGCUUUAUUUUGGCAGCAAAUUACCGCCUCCAGGCUUGUUUCUGAGCCGUGUUAUAAACCCAUCAGAGACCACAGACCGGACUCUGUCAAGACACAGGCCCGGCCGCAUGUAAAGGUGUCAGAGCUUCCUCCGUCAUGGGACUGGAGGAACAUUGACGGGAAGAAUUAUGUGAGCAUCACAAGGAACCAACACAUCCCCCAGUACUGUGGCUCCUGCUGGGCCAUGGGAGCCACCAGUGCGCUAGCUGACCGCAUCAACAUCAAGCGUGGAGGAGCGUGGCCGUCAGCGUACCUGUCCGUACAGAACGUGAUAGACUGCGGCAGGGCGGGUUCCUGUUAUGGAGGCGACCACCUGAGAGUCUACGCUUACGCACACGAAAGAGGCAUUCCUGAUGAAACCUGCAACAACUAUCAAGCCAAAAACCAAAAGUGUGAGCUGUUUAACCAGUGUGGGACAUGCUCCUUCUUUGAGUCGUGCGCUGUUGUGAAGAAUUACACCGUGUGGAAAGUUGGAGACUACGGAGAAGUUUCUGGCAGAGACGAGAUGAAAGCUGAAAUUUUUACCAACGGGCCCAUCAGUUGUGCGUUGAUGGCGACUGAUGGCCUGGAGCGAUACGCUGGAGGGAUUUUCUCCGAGUUUCACCCUCUCUCUCUGCCAAAUCACAUUGUGUCUGUAGCUGGGUGGGGCGUGGGCGAAGAUGGGAUUGAGUACUGGAUCGUCAGGAACUCCUGGGGAGAGUUCUGGGGGGAACACGGCUGGGCGAGAAUUGUCACCAGUGCCUUUAAAGGAGGAAAAGGCAACUGGUUCAACCUGGGCAUUGAGAAAAACUGUGCAUAUGGAGACCCUGUUGUAACAUAGAUGCUUAAUUGAAUUGAUCAAGCUUCAUCAUUUUUUGCUUAUUGAUAUAACUGUGGACAGUUUGGAAAGUUCAACGCUUGAGAGAAAAACUCUUUCUGUGCACUAUGCAUGAACAACAAUUUGCUGUUUUAUGUGGGUUUAUUUUUUUUAAAGUGCUUCUUGGCUGAGAGCAGUAAUGUCCUGAAGGCAGUUCAAUCCAAGAAAUUGUUUAGUACACAUCCCCCUGUAAAAGCCUCAGUCAUAACAUGUUAUUUAUGGACUUUGGUUUUUGCAUGAAAUAAACAGUAAUACAAAGUAACAGUGCACUCAGCUCAGAAUCUUAAACAUCUACAGAGUGUCUGAUCUUAAUAAUAAUUAAAAAAAUUAAAUACCAGCUCUCACUAAAGUAUACUUAGUGUUUAUUAAAGAGCAGGAAGAACGUGUUUCUGCUGUAAGCUGUCAUCAGCACCAUCAGCUUAAAGAAGUGCCUUGCAUUUGGGAUUUGCAGUAUUUACAGGUUAUCUGAGGAUCAAGCUCAGAAUAUGUGUGUUCAAUUCAGAGGAAGGGGCUGUAGCAAUAAGAUAUUUGUAGAUGGUUUAGAUAGAGCAAACAAUGUAGAAAAAGAUUUAUUAAAAAUAAUUUGUUAGCCCCUAAACCUCCCUCUAAGAGGGACUUCAAAUGCUCUUAAACAUCACCUUUAAGAAAUAAUAAAAAAAAAUAAAAUAAAGAUUCACAUCACUAAAUUGUGACUAAAAGGGAUUGUUUUUGCAUCCUCACAUUGGAAAGAAGUUCAAAGUUAAAAAUACUCUUGUAGAACCAAAUAUGUGAUCUACUUGUUGAAAUCAACAUAUGGGUUAGUAUACAACUAAAAAAAGAUUUUAAAAUGUGCUAGAUACCAAGACCCUGACUGCUGUUAGGUACAGGGAGUCACUGUCAAGUCAAUUUUAUUUAUAUAGCACGUUUUAAAACAACAGAGGUUGACCGAAAGUGCAGGUCCAGACCUCAUACUGGUGCAGUGGGCCCUGGAUUCCUCCUGGUGCAGGACUGUGCCCAGCCUCAUGUGGGCAGAGUGUGUAAACAAAUCAUGGCUUUUGAUAUCACUGACUGGCCCUCACAUUCUCCAGACCUGAAUCCAAUCAAAAACCUCUGGGACAUUAUAGAACAGUGCAUCCGACCCCACCACAUAGUGCCACACACUGCCGAGUUUACUGAUUCCGUGAUCCAGAUUUGGGAGGAGAUCUCCCAGGACAGCGUCCAAUUUUUGUUGAGACUUAUUUGGAACAAAUCCAGGAUAUUCAAUUCAAUUCAAUUUUAUUUAUAUAGCACCAAACCACAACAAACAGUCGCCUCAAGGUGCUUUGUAUUGUGGGUAAAGACCCUACAAUAAUAUCUGGAAUAUUUUUACAUUUUGGACUAAAUUAUAGCAUGCCAAUAAAUACAUGUGUGUCUAAUGAUGUGUCCCAAUUCUCAGUGUGGCCUCUGGGAAACUGAGUUUGACACCCUUGAGUUACACCUUGAAAACAAGGUUCAGUUGCCGUGCAGGGUGGAAAUCAGUCCAAGCAGAAAUCGUUCCUUUAUUAAUGGACUAAUUAAGUGACUUUCAGUGUAUUCAUUAAAUGAUUCUUCAAGGUUAAAAACAUUUACUAUAAAAUUGCUACAUAAUUUUCAAUUCACAGAACUUUGCAUUUAUAAUACUGAACCUGUGUGAAUAUUAAUAAUAGUGAUUUAAGUAAGCAGCAAGACUAAGAAUAGGAAAAAUAUUCUGAUAGAAAAACAUUUCAUUUAAUAGUCAUUUAGUUGUAACAAUGCCUGUAUUUUGAUAUACAUUCAUUAGGUAUUAUUAGGUUUUGUAUUAUGGGACUUACAUCUUAUACACCCAGGUAAAACAUACUAAGCUUGUACGUCAUGUCAUUUUCAACAACUCCUAGGGCCUAGAAGGAAGCUUCUGUUCAUUGACUCAAUUUUAAAUCCAAAAUGGAAUUUAAAAUAUUUCUCCUCACAUACAAAAUUCUGAGUGAUCAGACCACAUUAUCUUAAAGGCCUAAGAACACCAUACUGUCCUAGCAGAGCACUUUGCUUUCUAGAGUUUCUCCACUCACCUCCUUUCGCUCCCGAUGCCACUCUCACAUGUCACUCAUUUCUGUCUCCUGUAGUUCGUGUUUUGAGCUGUUUUUUGUUCUAGUCUCUUUCUUGUCUCUUUCCUUUUUUGCAUCAUGAUGCAUCAAAUGUUUUCUACUGGUAAAAAGUCUGGACUGCAGGCAGGCCUGAUCUGUCGCCGCCUUACCAUCAGAGAAGCAGGCUUUUGAAUUGAAUGCUGAUAACAAGCUGGAUGGUCCCUCUCCUCUUUAGAGGAGGACGCAGCAUCCGUGUUUCCCAAAAAGAAUUUCGAAUUUCAAUUUGUCUGAUUAUAAAACAGUUUUCCACUUUGCCUCAGUCCAUUUUAAAUGAGCUUUGGCCCAAACAAGAUGGCAGCGUUUCUGGAUCAUGCUCACAUCUGGCUUCUUCUUUGCAUGACAAAACAUUAACCUGCAUGUGUGGAUGGCACAUUCACUGACAAUGAUUCCUGGAAGUGUUCCUGAGCCCAUGCAUUGAUUUCCAUGAUGGAAUCAUGCUUGUUUUUAAUGCUGUGCCAUUCAGAGGUCUGAAGAUCACGGACAUCCAGCAUUGAUUGUAAGCCUUGUACCUUAAACACAAAGAUUUGUCCAGUUUCUCUGAAUCUUUGGAUGAUAUUGUAGAUGAUGAGAUAUCCAAAGUCUUUGCAAUUUCACUCUGAGGAACAUUAUUUUGAAAUUGUAGAUGCAGUUUUUUGCAGAUUGGUGAACCUCUGCCUAUCUUUACUUAUAAGAAACUGAGGUGUUCUCUUUGUACCCAAUCAUGUUGCUGACUUGUUGCCAGUUAAUCUAAUUAGUUAUAAAAUGUUCCUCCAGCUGUUUAGUAGCACUUACUUUUCCAGCUUUUUGUUCCCCCCAUCCCAACUUUUUUGAGACACGUUGUUGCUGUCAAAUUCAAAACGAUCCAGCAUUUUUCAUGGCAUAGAAAAUGUCUGUUUAAACAUUUGAUAUGUAUAAUAUGUAUAACUUAAUGAAACAAGAUGUAUAACAUGUUAAUCUGUGAGAUGUGCUGGCUAAUGGAUUUUGUUACUAUGGCAAUAGUAUCU
This is a messenger RNA of Archocentrus centrarchus (flier cichlid), 4045 nucleotides long. RefSeq names its product cathepsin Z. The record is from RefSeq and is a predicted model, not a curated record. Gene Ontology annotation, biological process: proteolysis. The transcript has 6 exons. NCBI's taxonomy places the organism in Eukaryota, Metazoa, Chordata, Actinopteri, Cichliformes, Cichlidae. Bases 13 to 909 code for a protein of 298 amino acids. Gene Ontology annotation, molecular function: cysteine-type peptidase activity.